GAAUUUUUUACAUUCAUCAUUAUUACCAUCAUCAAUGGGAUUAUCAUUUCCACCAAUCCCAUCUUCAUCAUCAUCUUCAGCAUCAGCCGCUGCCGCAGCAGUGUUUGCAAAAAACAUAGCACCUAAACAAUCACAAUUACACCAACAAAAUAUUGGUGGAUUAAAUUCAUUUCAAUUACAAAACAUUGGACCAAGUAAUGUAUCAAGAUCUAUAUCAUCACCAUCAUCAUCGUCAUUAUCCACCGGUACAAUAUCAUCUGUAUCAUCGAGUGGAGGGGCAACAUUGAAUGCUGGUAAUGUAAAUGUAAAUGUCAAUGUAAAUGGAAUUGGAAACAUUGGAAUGGGUAAAAUAACUGAACCUAUUGGUGAUAUUGAGGAAACAGCUCCGGGUCAAUUCAAGUGUAGAUUUUGUGACAAAACAUUUGAUCGAAUAUUCUCUGUUCAUCGCCAUGAAAGAGUUCAUACAGGGUAUAAACCAUGCAUUUGUAAAGAAUGUGGUCGUGGUUUUAGUGAAAAAAGGAAUCUUCGACAUCAUACUAUUCGAUUUCAUAGUGAUGGAAGUGGCCGUGAACUGUUGAAAAGAAAUCGUAAAGAAAAGUCGAUGGCUUCAGCGGCAUCUUUUUUAAAGAAAGCUGCAGUUCGUCUUCUUAGCAAUUCUAGUGUUGAAGGAAGUGCAAUGGAAGAAGACGAUAUCAUGAGCAAUAGACUAACAAGUGAUAAUAACAACAAUAAUAUAAAUACCAAUAAUAAUAAUAAUAAUAAUAAUGGUGAUGAUGGAAAGAACGACAUGAAAAAUUGUUCAAGUAAUUAUAAUUAUAAAAAUAAUGAUAAUACUGAUGGAAGUAAAGACGAUGAAUUUGACCAAAGAUCUCGGAUUAGUGAUGAUAUAAGUGGGAAUACUGACAAUUACAAUUCAACCUUUAAUUGCAAUGAUAAAGAUGACAAUAAUAAUAACAACAAUAACAAUGGUGAUGAAGAUGAUGAUAAUAAUAAUGUUAAUUAUUACAAUAAUUAUCAUCAUAAGCAAAUGAACAUGAAAAGGAUGAAUAGAAAAAAUAUUUAUAAUAAUAAUAUUUGUGAUAAUAAAGAAAUGGGUUCUGAUGCAAAUGGAGAUUCAAAUAUUGAAGAUAAUAUUGGAGAUAAAAUAUGUUUAAAUUCAUCUUCAUUGUCAUCGUCUUCGUCAUUAUCAUUAUCAUUGUCAUUAUCAUCAUCAUCUCGACGCCGUAAAAGUAAACCAAGUAAAAAGAUUUCCAAUAAUAUUGAAUCUGGAGAUAAAAGUGAUGAAGAAUGUGAAGCUGAUGAAAAUGUUGGAAUAAAAGAAGAAGCAAAAGAAGGAGAAGGAGAAAAAGAAAUGGAAGAAGACAUUGAAGGAGAUGAAGAUGACGAAGAAGAUGCAGAAGUAGAUGAUGAAAGGGAAGAAGGUUAUAGACAUGGACAUGGAGAGAAAGAAUAAGAGAAAGAAAUGAAGAAGAUGUCAAUGGAAAUGAAGAUGAAGAUGGAGAUGACGAUUCUAUGAUGAUUACAGGUGAUGAAGAAGCUGUUGGUUUAAUUGAUGAUGAUUACAACGAUGAUAAAAAUAACAAUAAUAACAAUAACACCAAUAAUGAUAAUAAUUCAAUGGAGAGACGAAAUGGUGAAAAUGGCGAUGAAAAAGUAAAUGAUUCUAUUGAUAAUAUAAAUAAUCGUAAAAAUAUUGAAAAUGAUCUCAAUGGCUCUGUCAAUGGUAAUAAUAAUAAUCAUAAUUUACAUGAAGGUAAAUUAAGGUUACAUGGAGCUUUCUUCUCUAAUUACAGUCCCAGACUUGCACUGGUUGAUAAAGUAACGAAACGUGGUGAAUCAAGUAGACCAAUGAUUGGACCUGAUGGUAGAUAUUUAUAUUCAUAUUUAUAAAUUUUCUGUUCUCUACAUUUCCAACUAUAAACCCAUGUGAUGCCGGUUCCUGACAAUAACAUGGAGAUUCAACCAAGGAGAAGAUUAACAAUCAAAAUUAUUUGAUUUCCUGGCAAACAAUAUAUUAAUAGGAACAAUUGUAAAGAUUGAAGCUGCGAGUAAAAAAUGGAAGACUUUACUUUGCUUCCGAUUAACCCAAUUUUUUACACUCAAUGGACAUUUAGUUUUCAUGGUUACCAGUCUUGCAUUUAUCUCAUUUAUUGAAUGAAUCUGAUUAUCCAGUGGUCUGCAAUGGGUUGGCAUCAAAUUUGGCAAAUUAAAGAAGAAAAAUCUACACAAGAAA
Molecule: messenger RNA, 2233 nt
Organism: Tetranychus urticae (two-spotted spider mite)
Lineage: Eukaryota; Metazoa; Arthropoda; Arachnida; Trombidiformes; Tetranychidae
Biological process (GO): regulation of transcription by RNA polymerase II
Cellular component (GO): nucleus
Molecular function (GO): RNA polymerase II transcription regulatory region sequence-specific DNA binding
Source: RefSeq, a predicted model, not a curated record